This is a messenger RNA of Lithohypha guttulata, 666 nucleotides long. RefSeq names its product factor activating pos9 (gene FAP7). Gene Ontology annotation, cellular component: cytoplasm; nucleus. Gene Ontology annotation, molecular function: AMP kinase activity; ATP hydrolysis activity; ATP binding. The transcript is spliced from 2 exons. The record is from RefSeq and is a predicted model, not a curated record. Bases 1 to 666 code for a protein of 221 amino acids. NCBI's taxonomy places the organism in Eukaryota, Fungi, Ascomycota, Eurotiomycetes, Chaetothyriales, Trichomeriaceae.
AUGGUGUUUGCACUGUUUAAGCGUCAAUUUUAUGCUGUCGCAUUAGACAUUUCAAAGUACCCUAACGUCAUCAUCACCGGCACACCUGGUGUCGGCAAAACCACAACAGCGCAAGAACUGGUUGAAAUCUCAAAGUCCUCUGACUCCCCGUCUUCCUCAAUCCCUUUGAAACAUCUCUCUGUCAACAGGAUUGCGAAAGAAGAAAAUUUCUACGAGUCCUACGACGAAGAACUACAAACCCAUGUUGUUGAUGAAGACAAGCUCCUCGACCAUAUUGAGAACCUCAUCGCCAACGGUGCAGGCGAAGGAGGCUGGAUUAUCGACUGGCACGUCUGCGACAUCUUUCCAGAAAGAUGGAUUGACCUAGUCGUUGUGCUGCGCUGCGAAGAUACAAAAACUUUCUAUGAGCGCCUGACUAGCGACAGGAAGGCUGAAGGAGGAGAGAAGAGAGGCUAUACUGGCCAGAAGCUGCAAGAGAAUAUCGAUGCAGAAAUCUUUGGGGUGAUUGCUGAAGAAGCAAAGGAGGCUUGGCCAAACGAGGGAGCAGUCGUGGAGUUGAUCAGCGAAGAGGCCGAGCAGAUCGAAGAGAAUGCGGAGAGAAUAUGGGAGUGGUGCAAGAUGUGGGUGAAAGACAACCCGCGGGAUGUAGAUGGAGAAGAAGGUUGA